AGUGCGCUGCACCCCCGGCACCGGCUGGGGGCGAGCAGACCUCGGGCCGCCGCCGCCGCCGCCGCCGCCGCAGCCGUUGCGACCGCUGCAGCGGCGUUCAGAGGGCCCGGAGGUGGGAGACUUCCCGCACGGUGACUGAGAUGUCGUCCACUGCGGCGUUUUACCUUCUCUCUACCCUGGGAGGCUACUUGGUGACCUCAUUCUUGUUGCUUAAAUACCCGACCCUGCUGCACCAGAGAAAGAAGCAGCGAUUCCUCAGUAAACACAUCUCUCACCGCGGAGGUGCUGGAGAAAAUUUGGAGAACACAAUGGCUGCCUUUCAGCAUGCAGUUACAAUUGGAACUGAUAUGCUAGAAUUGGACUGCCAUAUCACAAAAGAUGAGCAAGUUGUAGUUUCACAUGAUGAGAAUCUAAAGAGAUCAACUGGGAUCAAUGCAAACAUCUCUGAUCUCAAGUACUGUGAGCUCCCACCUUACCUUGGCAAACUGGAUGUCUCAUUUCAAAAAGCAUGCCAGUGUGAAGGAAAAGAUAACCGAAUUCCUUUACUGAAGGAAGUUUUUGAGGCCUUUCCUAACACGCCCAUUAACAUCGAUAUCAAAGUCAACAACAAUGUGCUGAUUAAGAAGGUUUCAGAGUUGGUGAAGCAAUAUAAACGAGAACACAUAACAGUGUGGGGCAAUGCCAGUUAUGAAAUUGUAGAAAAGUGCUACAAAGAGAAUUCAGAUAUUCCUAUACUCUUCAGUCUGCAACGUGUUCUGCUCAUUCUUGGCCUUUUCUUCACUGGCCUCUUGCCCUUUGUGCCCAUUCGAGAACAGUUUUUUGAAAUCCCAAUGCCUUCUAUUAUAUUGAAGCUAAAAGAACCACACACCAUGUCCAGAAGUCAAAAGUUUCUCAUCUGGCUUUCUGAUAUCUUACUAAUGAGGAAAGCUUUGUUUGACCACCUAACUGCUCGAGGCAUUCAAGUGUAUAUUUGGGUAUUAAAUGAAGAACAAGAAUAUAAAAGAGCUUUUGAUCUGGGAGCAACAGGGGUAAUGACAGACUACCCAACUAAACUUAAGGAUUUUUUGCAUAAUUUUCCAGCAUAGAAAAAGAGGUACUUAGAAGUAUUCAAAGAAAACAUGAAAAGACCUAAGAAAAAGGAAAAGGCCUAUUUCACCAUCAUUUCCAUAAGCCAUUUCCAGGAUGGUAAAAGGUUUAAUCAGUUAAGUUUUUAUUACCUCAUUUUUAAGCCUGUAUGAGAAUGUAGAAACUAUAUAUUGUAUAUUUAUUUUAAACAAUAUUGCAUAUUUUAUGUUUGUAAAUUGUGUAGAAAGAUAAUUGUUAUGAGAUGUAAGUAGAAGAUUAUUGAUCAAGAUUUCUGUACAUGAUGCAGUAUUCUAUUAUAAGUAAUUUUGAAAUCAAAGACUGAUAAAUUUGACAUUAGCCUUCACUGGAGUAAGAUCAACUAAUUGGUAUAAGAAAAUUAUUGAAGACCAUUACAACUAUUCUGUGUUAUCUUGUUAUUUCUAGGUACAUCUUAGUUAAAGGGGAAAAUACAAUGGAAGAAGAACUUGGAUAUCAGUGAUAUAGUUAUCUGGCAAGUUAUACAUUGUUAACAGCAGGGAGCUCAAGGAAAUAAGUAACGUUGAUUACUUGAUCAGAAAUAAAAUCCGUGGACUGAAUUAGAUUUCUCAGUUGCUAUUGUUAAUGGGGCAUUCUAUUUGAAACCUUUUUCAGGUGUGUAACAAUUUUACUGUGUCUAUUUUUUUAACACUAAAAAUGGACUUAUUGAUUGUAAAUUAAGACACGAUCUAAAUAGUCAUAUUUUUAUGUUUCCUUUAAAGAAAUGUAAGAUUUCCAUUUUUGGCAUUGGCUAACUGUUUGAGCCUGUAUCUAGGUUUUAAAUAACAUCUUGCAUCCUAAUAGUCAUUUUAAACUGAUGGAAAGUACAUAUCAUUGUUUCUAACACUAUGGUAUAAACCUCCUGUUCCUGAUCUUUGAGAAUUCAUUCUUCUGAAUGUUAAGUAGAAGCAGAAUUUUCCAAAGCAUUAGACAUUCUCAGCUUUUCUGAUGUGACUUCAUGUAAAUCUGUUUCUAAUCUUUUUGACACAUUUUCACAGUCUCAGAUUGUGAGGUCAGUAUAUUCUGGAAUAAUUGUCUUUCACCUAGAUUGCAUCUCUCAUUUGGACUUGGGCAGCUAAACAGCUCUGAAGGAUGACUGUACUCUCCCAUCUGUCCCUGGAUGACAUAAAUAUCAUUUGCUUUGUGGUUUAAACCGAAAUAAAGUUUUGCAAGAACAAAA
Molecule: messenger RNA, 2281 nt
Organism: Carlito syrichta (Philippine tarsier)
Lineage: Eukaryota; Metazoa; Chordata; Mammalia; Primates; Tarsiidae
Gene: GDPD1
Product: glycerophosphodiester phosphodiesterase domain containing 1
Exons: 10
Coding region: 141-1085 (314 amino acids)
Biological process (GO): N-acylethanolamine metabolic process; glycerophospholipid catabolic process
Cellular component (GO): endoplasmic reticulum membrane
Molecular function (GO): phosphoric diester hydrolase activity; phosphatidylcholine lysophospholipase A1 activity
Source: RefSeq, a predicted model, not a curated record